GCAAAUUCAAAUAAUAAUGGAUAAAUUGAAUACAGGGAUUGAUAAAUAUCCGGCGUUGGUUGGAAGUUGUUGUGUUUCCUUUGCCUGGGGGUAAAAAGGUCACCAGCUCAACUGCCAACCCUCGAAACCCCAAACCCCAGACCUCAUUCUCAUCUUCAUCUAUCUCCAUCUCCAUCUCCAUCUCUUGAGAUCCUCCUGGUCCUCCUUCUUCCCAUCGCCAAAAUAUAUAUCCUAUCUCCUUCCCUUCGCCAACCUUGUCAUUGCUUUCCCUCUCCUCCCCGUCUCAUACUGCGCCUUCGCCACGGCUUCAGCCUCCGCCGAGCUAAAAUCCCGGUGUGGCUGCGAUCCUGCUCGUCAUCCGCAGAAUUACCCGUUCUGCGACUUCUCGCGGAUCUAGCCAUAUGCCACUAUUGAUGCUUAGUGCGGAAUAACGCCUGUCUGGGUGAAUUCAGGAGAUCAUCUAGUUAUACUUAAAAUACAACAGACCUCGCUUUCCCUCCUCCCCCCUCUUCCGGGUUCCCUUUAUCCAAAACAGUUCAUCCCGCAUUUGUUCUCCAACAUGAACUACCACCAAUCCGCCCGCCCCAUCCCCUCCCGUGCGUUCGACGACUUUCUGUUUUAAGAGCAUGUCUUUGCGCACACACCAGCCAAAUACCAGAUGUCCGCGUCAACGUCCAUUCCUGAUGCCCGGUUCGGCCUCACCUCCGCCGAGAUGCAGAUGGCGGUGCACCAGCAGCAGAUCGCCCUCCAGGGGAGCCGCGCUGGCAGCCUUGUGUCCCGGGGGAGAGGCAUGGGGAGGAAUAGCAAUUCGAGCUCGCGGGCUACCAGUGCCGCCAGCGCUGCCAGUAGUCAUGGCAGACUGCUGCUCGACCCGGAUAGCUUGCAAGCGCUCUAUUAUCAACUCGAGAAUCUGUUGAGGGAUAUACGGCGAAGAAUAGAUUAUUUGACUGAACAAUCUGAACUAUCAAUCCAAAAUACCUAUGACGAAGCGGGCAAUGUCGUUGCGAAUGCAGAUAUCGAGAUUGCGCGAAUGCACCAAAUAUUACAAAACAUCGAUGAAUUGGAAACUGAAUUCGACAAGAUCCGACGCAUCAGGGACAUCGUCAAGCAAUACAGAUCUAGAGUGGAGAGUCUAGACCACCGGUUGGACCAGGCCGCCCGCAGAAGACGCUGAUAUGACAUUCCUCCUCCUUGUUUAUUCUCUCAUCUACCUGUUUAUAUUCCUUUUCACGUGGUAGUGAGGGGAAAUGUGAAAUUAAAUCCCGUAAUGAAAAGCUCAGCGAGACGGAAUGAGCCCACGUUUACGAUGCCACGAGAGAACGCUUUUCCAAUUUUCCCCUUUCCGUUUUUACAUAUGCAGCGAUAUUCCUCUGUUACGAAAACCGCGAUCCCGGCCCAAUUCGUCACCUCGACUGCUGGGUGGUCCUGCUCUCUGACACAACCCGUUAAUGUUGCUACCGCAGCCUCGAAAACAAAAUAAAUGACACAUAUCCCACGUGCUCAGCGUAAACAAAAAGAAUCAGGAUAUCGGAUAUUCAAAUUUCGCCGAUAUUUAGUCCUCGCGGACAAUCAUCUUUCCUCCACGUUGCUUACAACGCGCAGACAUGGGUACGGAAAUCAAAAGCCACCCGCAUUGAUGUAGAGUACGCCACCCGCUCCGAGCCAGUGUGGAAAGAAUUAUAACCCCUUAUUAUAUUCCCGUAAGAUCCGCAAAUUCCACUUCCGCAAUGUUUGCUGGAUCGGGAAGAGGUGGAACUUAAUUAACCCUGUACACCUUCUAUUUUUCUGUUUUGCAACUUUCUAUCUACUUUCUGUCUUGGAUACAAAAUCUUCUAAGAAUGGUUACAUGCCUCACGGCCGAAACUUUUGAUUUUCGUUCUUUUUUUUCACUUUGAUUGGUUUUUACUUAUUGGAUCCCUACCUGCCUAGGUAAAUAUUGGAGAAACGGAAGCCUGGUUGGCUGGGGGGGGUGGAAGAAACAAAAAAGAUGAGACUGAACCUGAAUCUGAUACCAUUUCAUGCCUUCCCCCUUCCCCUAGCUUCCUGCGCCAUUUGCCCUGUUCUCUCUAUCCUGCUUAACCCCGCUUCGUCAGCGGAUGUUGGUAUUUUUUAUGGCCUUCUUUAAGCGUAUUUUGCUUACUACCUACACUACGCUCCUGCAUCCCCUACCCUACCUCCUAUUAUAUAAUAUUAUAUAUUGGUAAAUAUCCGUAUGUAUUAUUUCUCUUCCUCUUUCUUUCUUUUUUUCUUCUUUUGUUCCCUCCUUACGUCCAGCCUUUCAAGCGGUACCAGGUUCUUCGUUUUUAUCCAAGUCUUAGGAUUUCCAUAACAGCCAGUUUUGUUUCAAGAUUUUGUUUCAAUAUCCGACGCGAAUAUUAUUGAUUUUAUUUGCCCUUCGGCCCUUUUUUCUUUGUCGAUUGAUCACACGUAUGUCAAGACCCUUUCUUUUUUUGUUGUAGUUCCUCGCCACCCCACACCGUUUGUCAUGUCCUCUUAGCCUUCUUAUUAUGUGCGUAGGUAUUCUUAUAAGCUCGAUAUUUUUUCUAGUGAUUACGUAUAUAGCUAGCUGCCCCUAUACCGCCCCUUUUUCUUUUCUUUUCUUUUCUUUUCUUUUCUUUUUUUUUGGUUUUUAUCUUCUGUUUUCGAACCUAUCGGAUAGACUAGCUCACUGCAUGGCCAGUUAUUGCUCACAUUGGUGAAUUACUAGAAAUAGCCAAUAUGAAUUCCACCCUUCUAGACCUAAGAAUCUAUAUACAUGUACAUAUACUGUACUAUUAUGCAUAGGAACGGUCAAGGGAAACUUAGAGAAUCUCCCCUCGGUCUUACAUGUGUGCUUGAGGGCCAUGUCCAGGCAACACGGCGCAAAGCGAAUAUGACCUGGGAGACAACAUCAUGGAGCGCUAUGGUUAUUUGUUUAAUCGCUACUAGAUAACUAGCUAUUUUCGCUCUCUCUCCCUCUCUCCCUCUCUGACAUCCCAUUUUUUCUCCUAUAAUACGUUGCGUUUUGCAUCGUACAUAUGUAAACACCAAACUGCCUGUCAGGGAGCAUCAAUGGAUCUUUCCCAUCAAGCUUGUUUCCGCGAUGCGCUGUCCUGACUACCUACUUCCGUAUUUCGGAGUGGGACGUGGAUCGUGUAGCCUCAUACCGAGAGGUUGUUCGUAAGUUUUGGCGGUGACCCGCGAAUCCCUCCCCCGUGCGU
Molecule: messenger RNA, 3200 nt
Organism: Blastomyces gilchristii SLH14081
Lineage: Eukaryota; Fungi; Ascomycota; Eurotiomycetes; Onygenales; Ajellomycetaceae
Exons: 2
Coding region: 659-1174 (171 amino acids)
Biological process (GO): endosome organization
Cellular component (GO): BLOC-1 complex
Source: RefSeq, a predicted model, not a curated record